AUGGCGCUCAGCGGGAAGCUGGCGAGGGAGCUCUUCCAGAAGGCACAACACGCGGCGCCACGCAUCGCCAGACGGACCUUCGUCUCGCAGCAACAGCAGACGACACGGUGCCUGCAGCAUGAGACGACGAGCAAGCCGGUGCAGCGGCAGCAGCUGCGCCACUUCUCGCGUUCGUCGAAACACGCCGCCAGCCAGGCGGACGUUGCACCCAACGCGAAGGCCUACCUCGACUCCGGCGCCAUUGCGGGCGGCCAGAACCUCGUCGACGUCGAGAAGGUCCUCGUCAUUGGAUCUGGCGGUCUCUCCAUCGGCCAGGCCGGCGAGUUCGACUACUCCGGCUCGCAGGCACUCAAGGCGCUCAAGGAGGCUGGCAUCAAGUCCGUCCUGAUCAACCCCAACAUCGCAACCAUCCAGACUGCCCACGUGCUCGCCGAUGAGGUCUACUACCUCCCCAUCACCCCCGAAUAUGUCACCUACGUCAUCGAGAAAGAGAGGCCCGACGGCAUCUUCCUGUCCUUCGGUGGUCAGACCGCCCUCAACUUGGGCGUGCAGAUGAACAAGAUGGGCAUCUUCGACCGCUACAACGUCAAGGUUCUGGGUACUAGCAUCAGGACUCUGGAGACUUCCGAAGACCGAGACCUGUUCGCCAAGGCAUUGAAAGAGAUCGACAUCCCUAUCGCCGAGAGUAUCGCUGUCUCUACGGUCGAUGAGGCUCUGGACGCUGCGGACAAGGUCGGAUACCCCAUCAUCGUCCGUGCUGCUUACGCUCUCGGUGGUCUUGGAUCUGGAUUCGCGGACAAUGCUGAAGAGCUUCGCAACAUGGCUGCCCGAUCACUUACCCUGUCACCGCAAAUUCUGGUUGAAAAGUCGCUCAAGGGCUGGAAAGAGGCUGAGUACGAAGUCGUGCGAGAUGCUUCCGACAACUGCAUUACUGUCUGCAACAUGGAGAACUUCGACCCGCUUGGUGUGCAUACUGGAGACAGUAUCGUCGUCUCGCCUUCGCAAACGCUAUCUGAUGAGGAAUACCACAUGCUCCGAACCGCUGCCAUCAAGAUUGUCCGUCAUCUUGGUGUGGUAGGAGAGUGCAACGUCCAAUACGCCCUGCAGCCAGAUGGUCUUGACUACAGAGUUAUUGAGGUCAACGCCCGUCUGUCUCGUUCGUCUGCUCUUGCCUCCAAAGCUACUGGAUACCCGCUUGCCUACACUGCUGCGAAGAUCGGUCUUGGGCACACUCUGCCUGAACUGCCAAACGCUGUCACACGCACGACUACUGCCAACUUCGAGCCUUCGCUUGACUACAUCGUUACCAAGAUUCCUCGCUGGGAUCUGGUCAAGUUCCAGAACGUCGACCGUCACAUUGGCUCAGCCAUGAAGUCGAUUGGUGAAGUCAUGGCUAUCGGACGUACAUUCGAGGAAAGUUUCCAAAAGGCAAUCCGACAGGUCGACCCGCGAUUCGAUGGUCUUUGCGGCGACAAGUUCGAUGACCUCGAUGAUGUGCUCAAGAACCCAACUGAUCGCAGAUGGUUGGCUGUCGGCCAGGCUAUGCUUCACGAAGGCUACUCCGUGGAAAAGGUCAACGAGCUCAGCAAGAUUGACAAGUGGUUCCUCUACAAGAUUCAGAACAUUGUCGACACUACCCACGAACUCGAGGACAUAGGCUCGCUCUUCGGCGUCAAGAAGGAACUCAUGCUCAAGGCCAAGAAGCAAGGUUUCAGUGACAGGCAGAUCGCCCGUGCUGUUAACAGCUCUGAGGAUGAAGUUCGUGCUCGUCGUAAGAACUUUGGCAUUCGCCCUUGGGUCAAGAAGAUCGACACGCUGGCUGCUGAAUUUCCUGCUGACACCAACUACCUCUACACGACCUACAAUGCCUCCAGCCACGAUGUCAAGUUUGACGAUCAUGGUAUCAUUGUCCUUGGAUCUGGUGUUUACCGUAUUGGAAGCUCUGUCGAGUUCGAUUGGUGCGCUGUCAAUGCUACGCUUUCGCUCAAGGAGCUUGGCAAGAAGACGGCUAUGAUUAACUAUAAUCCUGAGACCUAUUCUACCGAUUUUGACGUACCUGACCGCCUCUACUUCGAGGAGCUCAGCUACGAGCGCGUCAUAGACAUUUACGAGCUCGAGUCCGCCACUGGUGUCGUUGUCUCCGUCGGUGGUCAACUUCCACAGAACAUCGCUCUCAAGCUCCAGGAGACUGGAAAGGCCAAGGUACUUGGUACUGACCCCAAGGACAUCGACAAGGCCGAGGACCGACAAAAGUUCUCUGAGAUCUUGGACUCCAUCGGUGUUGACCAGCCAGCUUGGAAGGAACUUACCAGCGUGAAAGAUGCCAAGGACUUUGCCGACUCUGUCAGCUACCCUGUCCUGGUUCGUCCAUCAUACGUUCUGUCUGGUGCUGCCAUGACUGUCAUUCGCUCAGAGGAGGAGCUCGAGGAGAAGCUUGUUGCUGCAGCGAACGUUAGCCCUGACCACCCGGUUGUCAUCACCAAGUUCAUCGAGGGCGCUCAGGAGAUCGACUGCGACGGCGUUGCCCACAAUGGCAAGCUCAUUCUCCAUGCUGUCUCUGAGCACGUCGAGAACGCUGGUGUCCACUCUGGUGAUGCCUCUCUGAUCCUUCCACCUGUCCACCUGCCACAGCGCACCCUCGACCGUGUCAAGGACAUUGCCGAGAAGGUCGCUAAGGCCUGGAAGAUCACUGGUCCCUUCAACAUGCAGAUCAUCAGCGCUGAGAACCCCGAGAAGGGCGAGCCAGACCUCAAGGUCAUCGAGUGCAACCUUCGUGCAUCUCGAUCGUUCCCAUUUGUCAGCAAGGUUCUGGGCACUAACUUCAUCGACACCGCCACUCGUGCUCUUCUCGACAAGGAUGUUCCCGAGCCAAAGGACCUCAUGGCAGAGAAGAGAGACUACCUCGCUGUCAAGGUUCCUCAGUUCGCCUGGACUCGUCUUGCUGGUGCUGACCCAUACCUUGGUGUCGAGAUGUCUUCCACUGGUGAGAUGGCUUGCUUCGGUAAGGAUCUUGUUGAGGCCUACUGGACUGCUAUGCAGAGCACCAUGAACUUCCGUCUUCCACAGCCAGGUGAGGGUCUCCUCUUCGGUGGUGACACCGCCACUGCCGACCUUGGCCGCAUCGUCGACUACCUCAACCCACUGGGCUACAAGCUGUACGCAGCCAACCAGGAGGUCAAGGAACACCUUGAGCAGUCGUCCAAGGAUGGCAGUGUCAGCGUCCAGGUCAUUGAGUUCCCUAAGAACAACAAGCAGGCUCUGCGUGAAAUCUUCGAGAAGUACGAUAUCCGUGGUUGCUUCAACCUUGCCAAGCGCAGGGCAAGCAGCAUGGUUGAUGAGGACUAUGUCAUGAGAAGGAACGCUGUCGACUUUGGUGUACCGCUCUUCAUGGAGCCAAGGACUGCCGUGCUCUUCGCCCAGUGCAUGAGCGAGAAGCUGCCCAAGUCCGAAGGCAUUCCGGCUGAAGUCCGCAGAUGGUCUGACUUCAUCGGUGGCAAGCCGCUCUAA
Fulvia fulva is the source of this 3507-nucleotide messenger RNA. Its product is annotated as Carbamoyl-phosphate synthase arginine-specific large chain. Gene Ontology annotation, molecular function: metal ion binding; aspartate carbamoyltransferase activity; ATP binding. The transcript is spliced from 3 exons. NCBI's taxonomy places the organism in Eukaryota, Fungi, Ascomycota, Dothideomycetes, Mycosphaerellales, Mycosphaerellaceae. The record is from RefSeq and is a predicted model, not a curated record. Gene Ontology annotation, biological process: UTP biosynthetic process; L-citrulline biosynthetic process; 'de novo' pyrimidine nucleobase biosynthetic process. Gene Ontology annotation, cellular component: cytoplasm; cytosol. The coding region runs from base 1 to 3507 and encodes 1168 amino acids.